Molecule: messenger RNA, 1251 nt
Organism: Echinococcus granulosus
Lineage: Eukaryota; Metazoa; Platyhelminthes; Cestoda; Cyclophyllidea; Taeniidae
Product: Ubiquitin-conjugating enzyme E2
Exons: 3
Coding region: 1-1251 (416 amino acids)
Biological process (GO): protein polyubiquitination
Cellular component (GO): nucleus
Molecular function (GO): protein binding
Source: RefSeq, a predicted model, not a curated record
AUGGCCCAAAAGGCCGGCCCACCCAGCGAGGCUUUCUUCCCCGAAGCGUGGUAUUUGUCUUUGCCGUCUGCGCUUUUCGUGAUUUGUCGCCUCGUGAUGGGUUUUGCCAAUGAUACUGCUUCCAGAUGUCGGUUCUGCAACGAACAGUUCGAUUGUUGGGGCGAGCAGCCAGUGUGCCGUAUAUGCCAUGCUUUCCUCUACGACUACGCCACUAGUGAUAUUCUCAGUGAUAUUAAGUCUUCGGAUGAGAAGGAGGCGUCUAAUGACAGCGGGACGGAGGAGCUAGAAUCGGAGACAGACCAAAGGAGGGACUCACACACCUCGUCCUUCCGAUGCAACACUGCAUCUAACUCUUCGCACAGUGUUUGUCCAUUUCAGCGGCACAUGGUACCUCCUUCGUGGCUGAACAAACGGUUUCCUUGCAUGCCUACUACGUCCAAUUCACCACCCAAUUAUACCCUAGAAAAAUUGCCCAAAGAGAUUCUUAUCCGUUUGUUUGACUACCUCGAUGACUUUUCCAUUUGGGGUCUUCGCCUUGCUUCCUCCCGACUUCGUGCAAUCAUUGACAGUGAAAUAACCGAAGCCAGAUGGGCCUCAUUUGUAGCUCAUCGAUGGCCAAUAUUUGUACCUCGUCAUCGGAUCUCUUCCUGGCGCCUCCUCUACCUCAAUAUGAUGGAUAGCGUCACGUGCAGUUUGUGCUUGUCCCGCAUUCACUUUCCCACCAUUUUCCCAAUAGAUAUUCCAGGAGUGCGGUUCCGUCGUAUAAUUUCCGAAAUACGCAGUCUCUGUGCGGACCCGCCAUACGGGAUUAAGGCGCUGGCUCUCGAUACGGACACCUACGCUCACUGUCUAGCCGGCAUUGCUGGUCCUCCUGCAUCUCCCUACGAGGGAGGCCUUUUCUAUGUCCAUAUCUUAAUUCCUGAUAGCCACCCAAUGCGCCCACCCGUAGUCAGAUUCCUCACACGCAUUCUGCACCCAAACAUCAGUUUCCAUGGCGAUAUUGGUUUGGAUUGCAUUCGACACAAUUGGAGUUUGGCACUUACUCUAGACAAAGUCCUCUUGAGUAUUCAAUCAUUGCUUACCGAGCCUUAUACAAAAGUUUGCAUGGAACCGGCAAUUGGUCGGCUAUACAACCAAAGUCGAGAUAAGUUUGAGAAGCUUGCCAAGUUGUGGACGUGGAAGUAUGCUUGUCACGAUUAUCUCUCAACCGACUUUGUCUCCCAACUUCCAAUCCCUGACUGCAUUGUCUAA